AUGUUCGCAUCUUUUCAGAUGAAGUCUGAAGUGAUGAAAGAAUGCAGAGCAAAGCACCCCUCUGAGACAAAUGUCUUCCAAGAGACGCACCCCAUUCUUAUACCUGUUGCGAACAUAUAUCUUAAUUCAUAUCCCACAUGGAUUAAACUUGUGUUUAUAUUCUUUAUAAAUAUUUACGUGCAGCACUCGCUCUAUUCAUCGAGUAGAGUUUGCAGGUCAUUAUAUUCUUCUAGUUUAAUAUCUUUCAGUUUGCAACCUGAUCACAAUUCCUGCAACGUUCGCUGGCCAAUUUUUGUUGCCAUGGGUCAAGGUGUUUCAGGGAUUUCGAGAUCAUAUUCGGCUUCACCCGCAACUCACUACACUUUAAAAUUAGAGUCGUUUUCAAUGCUAAAAGAACUUCCAGAGGAUCAUAGAUGUGAAUCGGACGAGUUUGAAGCUGGAGGAUACAAAUGGAAACUGGUGGUCUUCCCAUAUGGAAACAAGAAGAAAAAUGUGGGACACCACAUCUCUAUCAACUUGGAAAUGGCUCGAACAGAUUCACUUCAGCCUGACUGGGAAGUAUAUGUUGAUUUCAGAGUGUAUUUGCUUGAUCAGGAAAAGGGAACCUACGUGGUUUUUCAAGAUGAUAAGAUAAUGCAAAAGUGCCUUCAUGGGGUGGCGCCUGAUGUGGGUUUUAAUAAACUUAUCUCCCUUAAAGAACUUACUGAUGCCUCCAAUGGAUAUGUCAUUAAUGACACCUGUGUGUUUGGAGCGGAGGUCUUUGUUCGUAAAGAAAGAAGAGCAGGCAAGGGAACGUGCAUAUCAAUGAUCAAGAAUGCUGCAAAGUACACGGAUGUUUGGAAGAUUAAGAAAUUUUCAAAGUUAAAAGAUGAAUGCUAUUACUCCAAACCAUUCACCGCAGGGAACCAGAGAUGGAAGAUAGUGAUAUAUCCCAAGGGAAAUAGUACUUCAAAGGGUAAUUUUUGGUUCAGCGCUUCCCAAAGGAGUUGGGGUCGGGCGUCAUUCAUCACACUGGUCACUUUGAAUGAGGCAGACGAAGGCUUUUUGAUGAACAAUACUUGCAUAGUGGAGGCAGACGUCACCGUCGUUGCACUUGCUAAAGCACUAUAGUCAACUGGGCGGAAAAUUAAAACUCGAUCCGGGGGAUGUAUUUAUGCUAUUAUUUUGAUGGCAUUGGUCGACAAUGACUUGAAGCUAUUCAUCAUUCUUAAUAAAUGUGAUUGAGGAAAAAAAGAUACAUUAUUUGCCUAUUAUUUUGAUGUCACGCA
Molecule: messenger RNA, 1268 nt
Organism: Malus domestica (apple)
Lineage: Eukaryota; Viridiplantae; Streptophyta; Magnoliopsida; Rosales; Rosaceae
Source: RefSeq, a predicted model, not a curated record